Daucus carota subsp. sativus is the source of this 1985-nucleotide messenger RNA. RefSeq names its product dihydrolipoyllysine-residue succinyltransferase component of 2-oxoglutarate dehydrogenase complex 2, mitochondrial. Gene Ontology annotation, biological process: tricarboxylic acid cycle. NCBI's taxonomy places the organism in Eukaryota, Viridiplantae, Streptophyta, Magnoliopsida, Apiales, Apiaceae. Gene Ontology annotation, cellular component: mitochondrion; oxoglutarate dehydrogenase complex. The record is from RefSeq and is a predicted model, not a curated record. Bases 221 to 1651 code for a protein of 476 amino acids. The transcript has 15 exons. Gene Ontology annotation, molecular function: dihydrolipoyllysine-residue succinyltransferase activity.
CACAUGUUUCGACGUCGUUUUUCCACAGACUUGGCGGCCUCGCUUUCAACAAAAAACACGUGACUUACUAGCUCCAAAGAAUAAUAAGAUGCCUGGCGUUAGCGUAGUGCUUACAGAAGAAUAAACACCGCAUUUGGAGAUCUUCACUUUAUUUAGAACCCUAAAUUUUUUAUUCCGACUCACUCAGAUUGAUUGUACGUAUAGAUCAAGCAAGCCAACGAUGUUCGCUGUUACAAGGCGAAAACUCGCUUCUGGCGCCUCCUCUGCAUUGGUUUGUCGGAAUUCGUUUCGUUCGGUGCUAAACACUACUAGAGUGGGUAACUCUGCACUAGGAGAAGAGGUAUUAUCUCUGCCAAGAAGGCUUAGCAAUGCUCACUUUUAUUCUCACCUCAUUAUUAGUGGCCGCAGCACAUUUAUUUUGAGGCCAGCAAGGGAAGUGGUGGGAAGUCUUCAGCCAUUCAACAUACAAACAUCAAGGAUGAAGUUCUCUUCUGACAGUGGUGAUCUGGUUGAUGCUGUUGUUCCUUUCAUGGGUGAAUCAAUAAGUGAUGGUACACUGGCAACAUUUCUGAAACAGCCUGGUGAUAAAGUAGAUGUUGACGAGCCAAUUGCGCAAGUAGAGACAGAUAAGGUGACUAUUGAUGUUGCUAGUCCUGAAGCUGGUGUUAUCCAAAAGUUUGUAGCCAAGGAAGGGGAUACUGUGGAACCAGGUACCAAGAUUGCUGUUAUAUCGAAGUCGGGCGAAGGUGUUGCUUCAUCUAAGAAAACAUCUGACGAAGCUUCUUCUCAGCCUCCUUCCACUGAACGUAAAAUUGAGAGUCCUAAAGCUGAAGCCGCUACACAGGUGGAGAAGCCUGAGGAAACAACUCCACCACCACCUCCUCCAGAGAAGCCAAAGGCGACAACUCCACCACCUUCCAGAACCUCUUCAGAACCCCAGCUUCCUCCAAAAGAAAGGGAGAGACGGGUUCCGAUGACAAGACUGAGAAAACGAGUUGCUUCACGUUUGAAAGAUUCUCAGAACACAUUCGCGUUGUUGACUACUUUCAACGAAGUUGAUAUGACAAAUUUAAUGAAACUCCGUUCGGAUUACAAAGAUGCAUUUUUUGAGAAGCAUGGAGUGAAGCUAGGUUUUAUGUCAGGAUUUGUAAAAGCAGCUGUGAGCGGACUCCAAAAUCAGCCGGUUAUCAAUGCAGUUAUUGACGGAGAUGAUAUCAUAUACAGAGACUAUGUUGAUAUCAGUAUUGCUGUUGGUACUCCUAAGGGUCUUGUUGUUCCAGUUGUUCGAAAUGCUGAUAGGAUGAAUUUUGCUGAGAUAGAGAAGGAGAUAAAUAAUCUUGCCAAAAAGGCUGUGGCUGGAUCUAUAUCAAUGGACGACAUGGCUGGGGGUUCAUUUACAAUAUCGAAUGGAGGUGUUUAUGGAAGCCUUUUGAGUACACCCAUCAUCAAUCCCCCUCAGUCUGCGAUCCUUGGUAUGCACUCUAUCGUAAACCGUCCAAUGGUUGUCGGAGGUAACAUUGUUGCGAGGCCUAUGAUGUACAUAGCGCUGACAUAUGAUCAUAGGCUGAUUGAUGGCAGGGAGGCAGUGUACUUCCUCAGACGAAUUAAGGAUGUGGUUGAGGAUCCAAGGAGGUUGCUUCUGGAUAUAUAAAUAGAAAUGACCAAACCGUUUAUCGCGGACUUGAUUACAUAAUCCUGCACGAAAUAUAGAGUACAAUAAAUUUUGGAAAGAUUUUUUUUAGGGAGCAGCAGAAUGCUUAAACGAAUCCAAUCCCGGCGACUUUUUACAAUAUAAAAAUGAGAGGAUAUGUAUCAUUGGAGUUUUCUUUGAACAAAGACCAUUUUUUGGCUUGUUCUUUCAUAGAGGGCAGUAUGCCAUUAAUGCAACAAAUAAAUUAAAGAAUCUUUCGCUCGCUUCAAACUAUUUUGGAACAGUAAUAUGUAGAAAGUUUAUAUUAAAGUUUCAGUUUUUUCCUGUGGGAUAA